Molecule: messenger RNA, 702 nt
Organism: Colletotrichum gloeosporioides
Lineage: Eukaryota; Fungi; Ascomycota; Sordariomycetes; Glomerellales; Glomerellaceae
Exons: 2
Coding region: 1-702 (233 amino acids)
Source: RefSeq, a predicted model, not a curated record
AUGCAGGAGCAUUCCACGCAGCAAGAGGCCGACUCGUCGCCCAUGGACCAGAAGAAGGCAGCAGAGAAGCUCUCUGGAGCUUUGAUGUCGCUCAGCAUUGCCGGCGAUGGCACAGCCAAUAAGGCAGUCAAGUCAUCGCCUGCUUCUGACGCCAUGAGUCUUGAGCACGAGCUCAACACCACUUCCAAGGACAGCGCCCCUGUCGAUAAGGACUCUGACUGUCAGCGCAACACGGCCAAGUCCGCUAAGAAGAAGCUCGCCGACAAGGAGCGCAGCAAGAAGAAGCGUGCCAUGAAGAACCUUGAGAACAAGGGCGUCUGUAUGGAGUCCAUUGGCAAGGAAGGUGAGGGCAAGAACGACGGCGAGAAAGACGUGAACGGCGACAACGCCGACGGCAACUGCACCCUGGAAGAGCUGUUGGAGGAAGGUAAAGAGCUUCUGGAGGAUCUCCGUUACUUCAAGAUGCAGGAUCGGAUGACGCUAUCAGUCCACCCUGUCAUGCGGGCUGCCCUCAUGGAGGAAGGAGCAGCAAGAAGAGAGGAGAACCACAAGGACUGGACUAUCAGACGCGAUUCCUUCGUCGCUAGCGGUGAGGCGUUCAUCAGCAGCAAGAUGAAAACCGCCCAGAAGGCCAGCACCAAGGAGAACGAGGCUAUUGGUCUCCUGAAGGAGUAUCUUCUCAUGAAGAUCAUCGUCCUCUAG